AUGAGUUUAAAACGAAAGUGUUUGUCAAUUUCCGACAAAAAAAGAAUAAUUGAAGCAGUCGAGAGUGGUAAAAAGAAGAAAGACGUAGCGGAUAGUUUUCAAAUCCCUUCAUCGAAACUUUCUACAAUUUUGAAACAGCAAGAUACAAUUUUUAAUACAACUGAUGCAGAAAGAGACCGAAAAAAGAAUCGACUAAGUGAGUUUCCUCGUUUAGAACAAUGUUUGUACACUUGGUUCAAUCAAGUUAGGCAGCAAAACAUUCCAGACGACAAUGUGUUUCAUAACAUUUUAAAUUUGGAGAACACUAUUGACCUCAUAAGCGCAAGUAACAAGAAAUAA
Macrosiphum euphorbiae (potato aphid) is the source of this 339-nucleotide messenger RNA. The record is from the annotation of a GenBank genome assembly. NCBI's taxonomy places the organism in Eukaryota, Metazoa, Arthropoda, Insecta, Hemiptera, Aphididae.